Melitaea cinxia (Glanville fritillary) is the source of this 1721-nucleotide messenger RNA. Its product is annotated as tektin-3-like. Gene Ontology annotation, cellular component: nucleus; microtubule cytoskeleton. Gene Ontology annotation, biological process: cilium movement involved in cell motility; cilium assembly. The record is from RefSeq and is a predicted model, not a curated record. Lineage: Eukaryota; Metazoa; Arthropoda; Insecta; Lepidoptera; Nymphalidae. The coding region runs from base 1 to 1500 and encodes 499 amino acids. The transcript is spliced from 12 exons.
AUGGCUAAAGAAGUCUCAAUGUGUACACAACUACAGCAAUGGAGCCCCGUAAAAGAAACUCCAGGGGCUCCAAGUGUACCUCCACAAGUAGGGUACUGUUUUCACUCUCCCAAGAAACAUCCUUGGAGACCUAUAAUGGGUUACGAAGAGAUUGAAGUCACGCCAAUGCCUUCUCAACCGAUUACGAAUACCAUGGUGGAUCCGUGCUACACACCAGCCGGGAUGGCGACAGAACCCCUGCGGUUUCCUAACCUCGUGACAGGCUUCGACCGGAGCCCUGAACACGCGGCACGAGCUGCUCUCUACACGAGAUAUACGCAGAACGAGUGGAAUCAGAACAGCAUCAAGAAUUAUAACGAGUCAGAUGCUAAGAGAAAUUUCUCUGAACGUGUUCGAAAUGACAUUAUGAGGAUGCUGAGAGAGACGGACGAAAUUGGGACACAAGGGCAGCGUGAUUCUGGUAGAAGAAUAGGCGAAAGGAUUACUGAUACGACUUUUUGGCGAAACGAGGUGUCAAUAGAAAUGGAACGAUUAGUGGCAACCUGUGAGAAAUUAAACGACACUAGGAGACAGUUGGAGAGGGCAAUUGCUGGUAUUGAAGGACCUUUACACAUUGUUCAAGAAUGUCUGUACCAUCGUGAAAAGAGGCAAGGGUUGGAGCAAGUACACGACGCAGUAGAACAGUCGCUUCUGAAGGAAGUUGCCACACUUCGAGAAUGCCAGGAUAAGUUUAGGAAUAUGCUCGAGAAGGUUCACCAACAGUCUAAGAACUGUCGCGCGACCCAACACGAACUAGAGACUGAUCUUCGUAACAAGGAGUACGCUCUCGGCAUUGACAACAUGUGCCAUCAACUUAACAAUUUCUCAAAGGGCCUGCAGUUCUACGCGGGCAUCGAGCGCUACGACCCGACGGUGUGCGACGCGGCGCGCUGGGCCGCCGCCAGCGCCGCCACGCUGCAGCGCUCGCAGUCCGAGCGCGCCAAGGCCGUGCAGAUGCUCUCCGAUGCUGAAAAUUUGAUCAACGUGUCGGCAACAGAGAUUUGGGAUCAAUGGAGCAACACGAACAGUGCGUUCACACGGCGCAUCGCGGAGACCAUCGAGAUCAAGAACAAGCUCCAACUGCACUUGCACAAAAUCCAGCAGGAGAUGUUUGACGUGGAGAAGACACUGGAGCUGCUGAACAAGGCCAUCGAGGACAAGCUUCAGCCCAUGAAGGUGGCGCACACUCGUCUCCAGGCUCGUACAGCGCGACCGCAUCUUGAGAAGUGCCGUGACGACGCGCAGAACAGACUGGUGCGCGAAGUGUGCGAGCUCCAAGAUACGAUGGAGGCGCUGCGCGGCAAGCUGGCGACGGCGGAGGGCACGCACCAGACGCUGCUGGGCGUGCGCGCCGGGCUCGAGGCCGAGCUGCGCUACAAGAGCGCCGCGCUCUUCAUCGACCGCGACCAGUGCAUGGGCCUGCGCCGCGGCUACCCCGUCACCGCAGCCAUCAAGGCCUAACGCCUAACAUACUGCCUUCCAGGCCUAAAAUACUGCCUUCCAGGCCUAAAAUACUGCCUUCCAGGCCUAACAUACUGCCACCCAGGCCUAACAUACUGCCACCCAGGCCUAACAUACUGCCAUCCAGGUCUAACAUGCUGCCGUCAUGGCCAAAUACAAAACUAUCCACGAUUUCCACCAUCAUGCAAUAUCAGUUAGUUAACAAUAAAUUUGACAGUUUU